AUGACUUUAAGAGACAACGCUUUAGUUAAAAAGUAUAUUAACAUUGAUGCCAAAGGAUCUGGAUCCUCUAAAAUGGGUAUCCUCGUGGGUAGUUUUGCUGCCUUCGCUGGUAUUCUUUAUGGGUAUGAUACUGGUAUUAUUUCUGGUGUUUUAGGUAUGGAUUAUGUCACCGGUCUUUUCCCUGCUGAUAAAACUGCUUUCACUUCAAGUGAAAAAUCAUUGAUUGUUUCCAUUUUAUCUGUUGGUACUUUCUUCGGUGCCUUACUUGCACCAAUUUGUUCAGAUAGAUUUGGUAGAAAAUGGACUAUUAUUUUCUCCUCAUUACUUAUUUUCAAUGUUGGGGUUGUUUUACAAACCAUUUCAACUUCUAUUCCAUUGUUAUGUGCUGGUAGAGCUGUUGCCGGUUUUGGUCUUGGUGUUAUUUCUUCAAAUGUUCCAUUAUAUCAAUCAGAAACUUUACCUAAAUGGAUUAGAGGUGCUAUUGUUUCAUGUUAUCAAUGGGCUAUUACUAUUGGUUUAUUCUUAGCUUCUGUUGUUAACAACGGUACUAAACACAGAAAUGAUAGUGGAUCUUACAGAAUUCCUAUUGCUAUUCAAAUUCUUUGGGCUUUAAUCUUAGGUAUCGGUUUAUUCUUCUUACCUGAAUCACCAAGAUUCUACAUUACCAAAGAUAAAUUCGAUGAUGCCAAAAAAUCUUUAUCCAUCUUAAGAGGAUUACCAGAAGAUCACCCAGAAUUAAUUGCUGAAUUUGAUGAAAUCAAAGCUAACUAUGAUUAUGAAAAAUCUGUUACUCAAUCUGGAUGGUUAGCUGUCUUCUCCACUAAGAACAAACAAUUAAAGAGAUUAAUAACCGGUGUAGGUUUACAAGCUUUCCAACAAUUGACUGGUGUUAACUUCAUUUUCUACUAUGGUACUACAUUCUUCCAAAGUUCAGGUAUUUCAAACGAAUUCUUAAUUUCUUUAGCUACUAACAUUGUUAACGUUGGUUCCACUAUUCCAGGUAUUUUCUUAAUUGAAAUCAUUGGUAGAAGAAAAUUAUUAUUAGGAGGUGCUGUUGUUAUGUCACUCAGUCAGUUCGUUAUUGCUAUCACUGGUGUUGCUACUACUUCCGAUGCUGCCAAUAAAGUCUUGGUUGCCUUCUCAUGUAUUUUCAUUUCCGCUUUUGCUGCUUCAUGGGGUCCAGCUUGUUGGGCCAUUGUUGGUGAAAUCUUCCCAUUAACCACUAGAGCCAAAUCUAUCGCCAUUUCAGCUUCUUCGAAUUGGUUAUGGAACUGGGCUAUUGCUUAUGCUACUCCAUACUUAGUUGAUUCUGGUCCAGGUAAUGCCAACUUAGGAUUAAAAGUUUUCUUCCUUUGGGGAGGUUGUAACUUCUUAUGUUUCUUCUUCACCUACUUCAUGGUUUACGAAACUAAAGGUUUAAGUUUGGAACAAGUUGACGAAUUAUAUGAAAAUGUCACCAACGCAUGGCAAUCACCUAAAUAUGUUCCAUCUCAAUUAAGAUUCCAAGAUACUUUAGAAAACAAAGCUGAAACUGAAAACAUUGAUGAUGUUAUGAUGAAAACCGAUCAAUCAAGAGAAGAAUCAGUUUAA
Molecule: messenger RNA, 1590 nt
Organism: Yamadazyma jaroonii
Lineage: Eukaryota; Fungi; Ascomycota; Pichiomycetes; Serinales; Debaryomycetaceae
Source: the annotation of a GenBank genome assembly